UCAACCCCCAUACAUAUUUACCCUUUCGUCUCCUCCCGUCUGGUCGCUUUAAUUAAUUCCCCACUUCCAGUUCCUCAUUCCCUGCUUCUAAUUAGGGUUUCUCCUGCUACUAUGGAUCCUUGUCCUUUCGUGCGAAUUGUCAUCGCCAAUUUAGCUCUCAGAAAAUCCGAUCAUACCACUCCUGAUCCCUCUUCGUCCUCCUCUUUCUGCUGUAAAUUCAAUCUCAAGGGUUUUCCAAAUCAGGCUUCCGAUGUGGCUUCUCUAACCCACGAAAACGACGUCGUUGAGAGCAAAAUCCACGGCUGCUUCGCCCUGCGAAGGACGCAGAUGGAGAGAUUGGGAGAAAGGUCCAGCAGGUUUUCUAAAUUGAGAAUUCUGAUUUACAGGAAGAAUAGUGCGAGAAAAAAUGGAUGCGGAUUGAGCAGGAAGGGAAAGUUUAUUGGUUGCGUUGAUGUGCAGUUGGAUUUUAAAAGUAUUUUGGAAAGCAAUCGUGGAUUAGUGAUUCAAAACGGGUGGGUUGUUAUUGGCGGGGCAUUGGAUCCGAUUAAAUUGCACUUGAAUGUCCGGGCUGAGCCCGACCCGAGAUUCGUCUUCCAGUUCGACGGCGAUCCCGAGUGCAGUCCGCAGGUUUUCCAGGUUAAUGGAACUGUAAAGCAGCCUGUUUUCACCUGCAAAUUUGGGUUCAGAAAUGGCGGAGGAGAAAGGAUUUUGAGAUCCAGAUCAGUGCAAUCGGAGCCGAGUGCCUCCUCAGGGAAGUGCUUCAGGUCGGCGGCCGGAGACGACGGCGGCGGCGAGCAGGCGAUUAAAGAGAGGAAGGGGUGGUCGAUCACGAUCCACGACCUGUCGGGGUCGCCGGUGGCGGCGGCGUCAAUGGUGACGCCGUUCGUGGCGUUGUCGGGGACGGACAAGGUGAGCAAAUCCAAUCCAGGGGCGUGGCUGAUUCUCCGGCCGGACCAGCAGGGCACGUGGAAGCCAUGGGGCCGGCUGCAGGCGUGGCGGGAGCGCGGCCGGCUCGGCCACCGGUUCGAUCUGAUCCCCGACGGCGGAGCGGAGGCGAUCCCGCUGGCGAAUUCGAGCAUCAGCGUGAAAUACGGCGGGGAUUUCGUCAUCGACAUAACCGGCGGGCCCACCCCCAUGACCAGCCCCAACAGCAGCUUCGAUUUCAGCUCCGGGUCGGGCUCCGGGUCGGAUCCCGGGUCGGCGUCCGGGUCCGGGUCGUGGGGGCAGCUGCUCUACCGGGGGUUUGUGAUGUCGUCGACGGUGGUCGGGGGGGACAGCAAGUGCAGCAGGCCGGAGGUUGAGGUCGGGGUGCAGCACGUGAGCUGCACGGAGGACGCCGCCGCCUUCGUGGCGCUGGCGGCCGCCGUCGACCUCAGUAUGGAUGCUUGCCGGUCGUUUUCGCAUAAGCUGAGGAAGGAGUUGAGGCAAUCGGAUCCGGUGUAGUGGGUCGGGUCGGGGUCGUUUUUCUUUUUAACGGUGAGUGUACAGUACAGUGAAGUACAGUUUCUUCAGCGGCGGGACACUUUUUUGUUUUGUUGUAAUUUGUCUGUGUAGGCAUUAGCUGCUGUAUUAAGCAACGAAUUGUUGGUUGCUUGCGAUUUUUUUGCUUUUAAUGAAUUAAUAUAAAAUAAUUGUGACAUAUGAUAUUCAAAAAUAUAUAUUUAAUGUAAUAUUUUU
This is a messenger RNA of Andrographis paniculata, 1677 nucleotides long. RefSeq lists its product as uncharacterized. The record is from RefSeq and is a predicted model, not a curated record. Lineage: Eukaryota; Viridiplantae; Streptophyta; Magnoliopsida; Lamiales; Acanthaceae. The coding region runs from base 112 to 1443 and encodes 443 amino acids. The transcript has 2 exons.